Messenger RNA from Lachancea fermentati, 1524 nucleotides. Lineage: Eukaryota; Fungi; Ascomycota; Saccharomycetes; Saccharomycetales; Saccharomycetaceae. The record is from the annotation of a GenBank genome assembly.
AUGGGUACUGGGAAAAAAGAAAAGCAGAGAAGAAUUCGUGAAGGUGAUACUAAGGAUGGAAAUCUUCGAGUAAAGGGCGAAAAUUUCUAUCGAGAUGGGAAGCGGGUUCAAUUUUUGAAUAUGUAUAAAGGGGGGAAAUCUACUAGGAACAAGAAAGGUGAUAUCAUCAAAGCAGCUCCUUUACAAGAUGCUGCCAUUCCAACAGCUAGAGUUCAACCUGAUCGUCGUUGGUUCGGUAACACAAGAGUUAUAUCUCAGGAUGCGCUGCAACACUUCAGAGACGCCUUAGGAGAGACUCAACAUGAUUCCUAUCAAGUUCUUCUCAGGCGUAAUAAGCUUCCAAUGUCUCUAUUGGAAGAGAAAGAUACCCAAGAAUCGCCAACUGCUAAAAUAUUGGAAACGGAGACGUUCGAACAUACAUUUGGGCCGAAAUCUCAGCGCAAAAAGCCUAGAGUUGCCGCUUCAAGCCUUGAAGACCUUGCUGAGAUAACAGAGAAAGAUAAUCAAACUUUUGAGGAGAAAGAAGACCUUAAGUCUACUUUGGGAUUAAUGGGUAAGACUGAAGAUGAGGAAGAGGGUUGGUCUCAGACAGCCAAGGAGGCUAUCUUUAGCAAAGGUCAGUCCAAACGUAUUUGGAAUGAGCUUUAUAAAGUAAUUGAUUCUUCAGAUGUGGUAAUUCAUGUCUUAGAUGCUAGAGACCCUUUGGGGACCAGGUGUACUUCCGUCGAGGAGUACAUGAGAAAGGAGACUCCACACAAACAUCUGAUAUUUGUGUUGAAUAAAUGUGAUUUAGUGCCAACAUGGGUUGCAGCCGCUUGGGUUAAGCAUUUGUCUAAAGAGCGUCCAACUCUUGCGUUUCACGCUUCAAUUACAAAUUCAUUUGGAAAGGGUUCUCUGAUCCAGCUAUUACGUCAAUUUUCACAGCUUCACAAAGACAGGCAACAAAUUUCGGUAGGCUUUAUAGGUUAUCCAAAUACCGGAAAGUCUUCAAUCAUUAACACCCUAAGGAAGAAGAAAGUUUGUCAGGUGGCUCCUAUACCCGGUGAGACAAAGGUGUGGCAAUACAUUACUCUUAUGAAAAGAAUCUUUCUAAUAGACUGUCCAGGUAUUGUACCCCCUUCAUCAAAAGACUCUGAGGAAGAUAUUCUGUUUAGAGGGGUCGUAAGAGUUGAGCAUGUUUCAAAUCCUGAGCAGUAUAUACCAGCAGUUCUUAAGAGAUGCCAAAGAAAGCAUUUGGAAAGAACGUACGAAAUAUCGGGCUGGAGCAAUGCUGCGGAGUUUAUUGAACUACUAGCUCGUAAACAGGGAAGACUUCUGAAGGGAGGAGAACCUGAUGAGAGUGGAGUUUCAAAGCAGAUUUUAAAUGACUUCAAUAGAGGAAAAAUACCUUGGUUCCUCUCCCCUCCAGAAAAGUUGGAAGAAAAGGACGAUGAUGUUAAGAAGAGUGCUCAAAAGCGGCAAGCUACUGACUUUGGAGGAGAACCACAUGCAACCAAAAGGGGAAAAUCUCUAACACAAGAAUGA